AUGGCAAGCACAUUGGAUUCUCUAAAGCAUCUUGGUUUAUUUAAAGCUCCUCAAGCUCUUUCUUCUGAAAGUCCUCAAGCUACUUCAUCUCCUAUAUCCUCGUCUCUUAAUGCUCCUACCCUUAAUCCUCCUAAGCUAGAUCUUCAUAAAGAUCUUGAUUUUUUGUCAAACUUUUUAAUAUGAAAACAAUUUUUUUUUCUUAAAUAUAUUUUUAUAUAGAAAAACUUAUAAUAAAAGGAAUUUUGAUAAAAAAUAUAAGCGUGACCCGUUUUUUUAGAUGAAGAUUUUUCAUUUUCUCCUGACAAUCCUCAUUCUAGAACCCCUGAACUUAUGUCAGAGCUUGAUGCAGGAGAAGUUCCGAUUAAACAGCCUAUAACGCCAAAAAUAAUAAUCCCAACCCAAAAUAAAACCCCUCAGCCUGAAAUGAGAAGAAAAAAUAAAUUGUCAACAACACCAAACGCGGAAGAAAUAUCUAACAAAUUAUACGAAAAAGGGAGAAAACUUAUAACAGAAAAGCAAGAAAAAUCUGAAAAAUUUUAUGAAGAAACCUACUCAUUUAAGCCACAGCUGGACCCAAAAUCAAUAUUGAUGGUAAAAUAUGCUGAAAAAGAAGGCCGAUCCUUAGUCACUCCAAAGAAAAAAGAAAAAGCCAACCCACAGCCAAAUCCAGAAGAAAAUAAGCAAGCAAAAACUCAAGGCAACUUCAAAGACUUUAUUAAAAGAAACUAUGAUAUCGCCUUAGAACAAACUAAAGAAAGGAAAAACCGAGUUGCUACCCCUCCAGACAACAAAGUCACUGAAGACUGUACUUUUCAGCCAAAAAUUGACGAUAAAUCCAAACAAAUGCCUAUGAGCCACAAAAAAAAUUUAUAUGACCUGGCUGAUCAACAGAAAAAAGACAGAGAAAAAAUGAUCGAGGAAUGGAAAAAUAAAAAGGAAGAAGAAGAGCUCAAACAGUGCACAUUUGCACCGACGAUUAUUAAAAAGACGAAUGUUUCGCCAGCAAAAGAAAGACAAAGUAUCCAGAAGAGUAAAACAGCGGUUAAUUCGUAUUCAGAAAAGAUGAAGCUGAAACAAGGGAAGACUGUGGAGGUUUUGCCAAAAAAUAAAAUUAAAAAUUAA
Blepharisma stoltei is the source of this 1122-nucleotide messenger RNA. The record is from the annotation of a GenBank genome assembly. NCBI's taxonomy places the organism in Eukaryota, Ciliophora, Heterotrichea, Heterotrichida, Blepharismidae.